Messenger RNA from Tripterygium wilfordii, 517 nucleotides. Its product is annotated as U6 snRNA-associated Sm-like protein LSm6. Gene Ontology annotation, cellular component: nucleolus; U6 snRNP; sno(s)RNA-containing ribonucleoprotein complex. Lineage: Eukaryota; Viridiplantae; Streptophyta; Magnoliopsida; Celastrales; Celastraceae. Gene Ontology annotation, biological process: mRNA splicing, via spliceosome; maturation of SSU-rRNA. The coding region runs from base 125 to 391 and encodes 88 amino acids. The record is from RefSeq and is a predicted model, not a curated record. Gene Ontology annotation, molecular function: RNA binding. The transcript has 4 exons.
CGAGAAUCGAGAACACUAGGGCUCAUUCCAAGUUUCGCGGUUUUUCUCUCCAAGUCUCUGCUGCGUAGGAAACGCAAGGGUCGCAUCGUUUGCGUCUGUUGGAGAGUUAGGAAGAGAGGCCAACAUGAGCGCUGGAGGAGAGAAAGGGUCAGCAACUAAGACGCCGGCAGACUUUCUCAAGUCAAUUCGUGGUCGACCGGUGGUCGUCAAGCUCAAUUCUGGAGUGGAUUACCGAGGUAUUCUAGCAUGUCUUGAUGGUUAUAUGAAUAUCGCGAUGGAACAAACUGAAGAAUAUGUCAAUGGACAGUUGAAAAACAAGUAUGGUGAUGCUUUCAUCCGUGGAAACAAUGUUUUGUACAUUAGUACAUCGAAGACGGCUCUUCCCGAAUGAGCCCAAAUUGUACUUGUGGUUUCUGCUAAUUGUUAUUGAUGUCAUGUUGUGGACAUGGGAAUGAACUAAACAAUUCCAAGUUUAGCUGUUCCUUGAACUUCUUAUCAAGUUCCUUUUCACCGUUGA